AUGAUACAGCCUAUCCAGUUUGACGGGCCUCUUCCGCUCAACUCUUGCAGCGAUCACCCAAUCAGGUCAAGCAAUAGCACGAGCCUGGAAUUCGGCUCUCCUGCUUUGACUCUUGAAUUGCAUGAAGAAAUGACGGCGCCCUGUUUCAACCUAUGCCCGUACAACCUCACUGGCUUCCGCAAAACCAAGAAUUCUCCACGGGGUGCUAAUGAACGAUAUACAGGCUUGCCACCCAUUAACUCGCAAUAUUUUCCACAUAAAUUGUCAUCCAAGUUAUCCAAUGGCACCACUUUUGUCGAGGCAACGCACGGGGCAGGGGCUGUGCCGGGCAAGCCAAAGAAUGCAAGAAUUUAUCCUGUCGCCAAUUAUUUUAACGCCCCUGCGCUUGUGCCGCCAGUUUUUGACGUGCAGGCACAGUGGUUGGUCUCAGCGUCAGACAUCCACUGCCAGAAAGGGGGCUUGCUCCCUUAUGGGCCCGCCCAAACCGCCAGCAUUCUUGACGCCAGGGAACUGGGAAGCUUUGUCGUGACGGCCGAUAGCUCAUCCACGUUCUCAAGUGAUGGCCAGCUCGGUCCUGGGCCCACUCUCUGGAAAAGCGAGACCUCGACUGAGGUCACCAGUGACGCCGAUGAUGAUGGGAUCGGCACUGGCAAAGGUCAACCCUAUGUGACAGAAGCUCCCCAGCUGGCUUCCUCUCCUUUCAUUACAACAUCAAGGUCUUCCCCACUGCAACAACCUUAUUUCAGCACACACCCUGAUCAAGCAACCCUUCUCCAUUCAUAUUCUGGUGAUACUACACUCUUUAUUCCGUUGCCAGAGGACGAUUACGACCUGACAGUCGAUGAUGAAGAAGGGUCGUUAGCUGACCAGCAACGUUCCACCGACCUCCCGGAAGCUCCAAUAUUUGUCCAACAAAUGAAUCAAUUAGACGCCAAUGCCCCCUAUCCUGGUUGCCCCCAUGCUACUGGCUUACAUCCUGAAGACCAGGGCUCUGAUGCCUACGUUGCCCCCCUCUCCGAUGAUAGACUGCUAUCAACAAUCCUGAAGUUGCGUGAACGACAAUAUGACGGAGACCGACACUUUGGAAUGGAUCAGCUCAGUUAUCCGAGUAACCUGCAUAUCCGCAAUGGCAGCAUGAGCGACAUGAGCACUUGUUGUGGCCGGUCUCUUAGCCGAGAACCGUUAACUCCCAAGCCACCGAAAAGAAAAUGGUGGGAAAAGAAGAAGCCCAAGCAACCACAGCCGUCUUUACCGUUCCUUAAUUUAAGCUCGAAGAGUUCUUUUUCAAGCGCAUCCAGCCAGUACCCAACACUAUUGCGCUCCCGAAGUUGCGAGGCCGUGCCCAGUCAAUCGAUGGCCGAAAACGAGUAUGCCGGUGAACUUCAGAUCGAUGUACGUAUCGCCGAGAUCCAUUCUCGCCAGCGGUAUCUGUUGCGUCUCUGCAAGGCGUUGAUGAAAUAUGGUGCCCCCACACACAGGCUGGAAGAAUACAUGUGCAUGACCGCCAAGGUAUUGGACGUUGAUGGUCAAUUCUUGUAUAUCCCUGGCUGUAUGGUUGUGUCCUUUGAUGACCCUACCACACGCGCCACAGAUGUGAAGCUGGUCAAGGCUGUGCAAGGUGUCGACCUCGGCCGAUUGUUUGAUGUCCACAAAAUCUACAAAGAGGUGAUCCACGAUGUCAUUGAUGUCGGAGAGGCUACUGAGAGAAUAGAAAGCAUCAUGAAGCAAAAGCCCCUUUUCAAUGUUUGGACCUUGAUCUUGGUGCAUGGUUUUGCUAGUGCUUCAGUUGGACCGUUUGCUUUCGGGGCCCGUCCUAUCGACAUGCCAAUUGCUUUUAUCCUGGGCUGUCUAUUGGGAACCUUGCAAUUGGUGCUAUCCCCGCGAUCUUACCUAUACUCAAAUGUUUUCGAGAUCUCUGCGGCUGUCCUCACAUCAUUCCUUGCACGAGCUUUUGGAAGCAUUCCGUAUAAUGGCGGGAGACUUUUUUGCUUUUCAGCUCUGGCACAGUCAUCCAUUGCUCUCAUUCUACCCGGAUAUAUGGUUUUAUGCGGGAGUCUUGAAUUGCAGUCACGCAGUAUUGUGGCUGGGUCUGUUCGAAUGGUUUAUUCGAUUAUAUACUCACUUUUCCUCGGCUUUGGAAUCACUAUUGGCACGUCGGUUUAUGGCCUAUUAGACCCAAACGCCAGCUCGGAAUACACUUGCCCUGCCAGCCCAAUCCAAAACCCAUACCUCCAACGGCUACCUUUCGUCCUAAUGUUCACAUUUUGUCUGUCAACAAUCAACCAAUCCAAGUGGAAACAAAUCCCGGUGAUGCUGAUGAUAUCUCUAUGUGGAUAUUUGACCACAUAUCUGUCAACGAAAAGAUUGGGAUACAACACCCAAGUGGUCAAUGCAUUGGGGGCCUUUGUCAUUGGAGUAAUGGGGAAUCUUUACAGCCGACUGGGACAUGGCCUUGCAGCAGCAGCAAUCCUUCCGGCGAUAUUUGUUCAAGUUCCAUCUGGUCUCGCUUCAAGUGGCUCAUUGGUGUCCGGUCUCACUUCGGCCGAUGAGAUAAGCCGCAACACCUCGUUCUACUCUAUUAUAAACAACGGAACACAGGGCUUCCUCGAAGCUCAACAGAACAUUUCCUUGUAUGGAAGCAAGGCGUACAGCGGGGUCGUCUUUGACAUUGGAUUCGGAAUGGUUCAACUUGCCAUUGGCAUCACUGUGGGCCUAUUUCUAGCUGCACUGGUCGUCUAUCCAUUGGGUAAAAAGCGAAGCGGCCUCUUCAGCUUCUAA
Molecule: messenger RNA, 2778 nt
Organism: Talaromyces rugulosus
Lineage: Eukaryota; Fungi; Ascomycota; Eurotiomycetes; Eurotiales; Trichocomaceae
Exons: 2
Coding region: 1-2778 (925 amino acids)
Biological process (GO): transmembrane transport
Molecular function (GO): transmembrane transporter activity
Source: RefSeq, a predicted model, not a curated record